AUCUUCAGAGACAGAACUCAUCCUGCUUAGGAACUCCUAAGUGAUGGAGCUGGCAUUGAGUCAACCUCCCUUCUCUGGAACACUCCUGAUGCUGGUGGUUUCAAACUUGCUCCUGUGGGAGAAAGCUGCAUCAAUUCCUGCAUGUAUGGUGGAAGAUGGUGGCUGCUGGGACCCUCUCGAGGAAACAUUUAACAGUGCUAUCCAAAAAGCUGAAAACCUCCGUAAUCUUGCUGACCAGUUACAUGUAGAGUUCUACCAGAACCAAUUCUCAUCUAGACAGUUUGCAUAUCUUAAUUCACAACUGAUGAGAUGGGAUGAGACUGUUGUCAAAACUGGAACUUACUGCCAUUCAACUCUUGCAAGACCCCAAAAUAAAGGAAUAAAUAUUGAAAUUGAAGUGUAUUUACAAACGUUGAUCAAUUUUGUGGGUUCAUGGAUCAGCCCUCUCCUCCAUUUAGUAGUUGAACUGAGUACCAUGGAAGGUGUCCCUGAAACUAUCCUCUCUAAAGCUAAGGAUCUGGAAGAGAACAACAGACAACUUCUGGAUGACCUUAGGUGGAUACUCACCAAGGUCUCUCCUACAGCAGAGAUGAAGGAAGAAUUUCCCAGCUGGGGACAUCUUUCAUUCUUAAAAUCAAGUAGCAAAAAUCACAAAUUUUGGGCAGUGUUUAACCUUUCCAACUGUCUAGAAGAUGAUACAAAGUUCACUCUAUAUCAUCUCAGAAUAUUGAAAUGUCUCAUAACUGGGAAAGAUUGCUAAUUGCACAUUUAUCAUGUCUGCUUGGGCUAUGCUCUAAGACAGUUCAUUGUUGAGCAGUUGCUUUUAAUUGUAUACAUUUCAAAUGCAUGUGUAGGUACAAUGUGUCUCUUUCAAAAAAUAAAAAGAUUCUCUUUCAGCAUGCA
This is a messenger RNA of Rattus rattus (black rat), 903 nucleotides long. Its product is annotated as prolactin-8A4-like. Gene Ontology annotation, cellular component: extracellular region. NCBI's taxonomy places the organism in Eukaryota, Metazoa, Chordata, Mammalia, Rodentia, Muridae. The coding region runs from base 44 to 760 and encodes 238 amino acids. The transcript has 6 exons. The record is from RefSeq and is a predicted model, not a curated record. Gene Ontology annotation, biological process: positive regulation of cell population proliferation; positive regulation of receptor signaling pathway via JAK-STAT; mammary gland development. Gene Ontology annotation, molecular function: hormone activity; prolactin receptor binding.